Molecule: messenger RNA, 2928 nt
Organism: Monodelphis domestica (gray short-tailed opossum)
Lineage: Eukaryota; Metazoa; Chordata; Mammalia; Didelphimorphia; Didelphidae
Gene: DORIP1
Product: dopamine receptor interacting protein 1
Source: RefSeq, a predicted model, not a curated record
CAGGGAGGCCGCGGUAGCCGGCGGUGUUAGUCGAUGAGGAGCCGGCGGAGGCGGCGGGGGCGGCGGCGGCCAGGGCUCUCCAUGCGCAAGCGGCGGCGGCGGCGGGGGCGGCACUGGCAGUUUCUGCUCCCCGAGGAGGAUGAAGACAUUGUUUGAAGAGAUCAAAGCAUCAAUUAAAAAUAACUAUAACCAAGACCGUUCAUUUUGGAGGCCUGUCCUUCCCUGGGGAGGGGUUUUUACCAUCAAAGCUGGCCGCAAAGCAGUGUCCUGUACACCACUCUAUGUUGAAAUAAACUUGAAAAAUACCUGCACUAUAGAUGGAUUCUUGAUGUUACUAUAUGUCAUUCUUCAUGAAAAUGAAAAUUUUCCCAGAGAACUCUCUCUUCACUUAGGCAGAGAGUUUGUAGACUGUUUUCUUUACUUAAUGGACUCAUACAGUUUUACAACUGUGAAACUACUCUGGAUUUGGGACAAGAUGGAAAAACAGCAAUACAAAUCUGAAGUUCAUAAAGCUUCAUUAAUUAUUGAUUUGUUUGGAAAUGAACAUGAUAAUUUUACAAAGAAUCUGGAAAACCUUAUGUCCACCAUUCAAGAGAGUUAUUGUUCAAACUGGAGAUGUCCAACCCGAGUGCAGGAAGAUCAGCAGCGAACAAUUAACAUAAAUCCUCCCCAAGAAAUACCACAUGGAAACUUGAUUCGAUUGGCUGUGGAUGAAUUAUUUUGUUCCAAGAUAGAAUUAUGUGAAGAGCAAGGCUGUGGUGGGCUAAGAGAAUUUUCCCAGCGAGUUUUCUGCCACGGAGCACCCCCUUUUGUUGUCUUAAAUAUGCAGCACUGGAAAUCUGAAGAUCUGGCAUAUGUACCAUAUUACUUGGAUUUAUCUGAUCACAAGUAUUUGUUGGAAGGUGCCACAUUAUUUAACAAAGAGGAACAUCAUUAUUCUGCAGCUUUCCAGAUUGAUGGCUAUUGGAUGCACUAUGAUGGCCUCAGAAAUGUGAAUUUAAUUUUGUUAAAUAAACCACCAGAGUUUCUCCUCUUGUCAUCGUUGGUUUAUAUUCGAGCAACAGAAAAAUAAAUAUAGACUGAUGCUAAAUUAAAUUGUGUUCCCUCCUGCCCCUCCCCUCCAAAUUAAGGGCUCUUAUUUUCUGUAUACUUGGUAUCCAAGAAAAUUGUUGAACUAUAGUAGUUUCAGAGUUGUAUUAUCCAAUGCUAAUCCCCCAGGUAAAUGUUUUAUAUAGAGAAAAAAACUAUGCAAAAUGUUUGUAAUUCUUUUUAUAUUUCCUAAUUUUAUUUUUAUACAAACAUAUUUUAUGUUGAAAUAAAAAUAUCUUGUAGACUUCAAAUUUUGUAUUCAUAUGUACAUCAGAUCUGUUGAAAUUAAUGUACCUUUAUUCCCCAAAAAAUUGCAUUUUCAAUUAGAUGCUUUUUUCUUUCUUUGGAAUUCAAAUGAAAAUCAUUAAAUCCUGAAUCCACAUUUUGAGAAAAGCCAGGUUAAAAACCUUAAAUAAAAAGUUUAGAAAACCUCGAUAGUAUAAAAUUGACCUGAGUUGGGAAAAGGGCAUCUUCACAUUUUUGCUUCACACCCCAUUCCACCUACAACCCAGGGUACAUUAUGCAAUCAGCUAGAUUUCACUUGGAUGUGUAACUUGUCAAUGUCUUUUAAGUAUUUUUGUUGUUUUUUUUUCCUGACCUAGGAAUACCCAUUUUUAAAUAUUUUAUAAAUAUGUGUAUCCAUAUCUGACUCAUGCAAGGGCUUUAAUUGUUUUCCCAACAUUGCUGAGGGAAUUUUGUACUAGCUGAUCAAGUAUUAUAGUCCUUGCGAAUUUGAAGUGUUAAUUCCUAGGCAAGUGUUUCUUAAUGAAUAUAUAAUCAUCCUAAAGAUGUCAUUUCAAAAUAGUAGAAAUUAUAUUUUGCAGGAGUCACAACUGUUACUCUAUUAAAGAUUAAAGUAGGCAAAUUUAUUUCUCAUGCUAGUGAGUAUGUAAACAAUGUGUUAUUUUGUUGUAAAUGACUAAAAGGAAAAUUUGUCUUUGGAAAUUUUUUAUUUUUGACGUAAAUCGAAAUAUUAUUCAUCAGAGACAAAAAUAUACAUAUACUUUGGAUGUUUUAUGUGUCCUUGCCCAGUGAACUAAUAGCUUAACAGUUUGGUUUUUGGAUGCCACUACAACAUGUAUUUACAUUUAUCAGAAUGUUGUGCUCAUUAAAGCCCCCAAGAACUUUCUCAUCUAUUCAGUUGAAGAGAAGAAAAAUAAACAUCUUGAGGAAGUAUUGUCUCAAAAAUACGUAUUUAUUUUAUUGUCUAUACUUAAGUAUUCUACCUUAAUGAUUUUAUAGGAACCAUAGAGACUAAAUUCAUUUUAAUGUUGAGACGAGCAAACUAUUUUUUGAGAAUUAAAUUCACCCCACAUGCUAUACAUACAGUUAGCUUCCAUAUAUUAACAUAUUAAAUGAAAUCUCAAAUUGUCAUUGUGGUUCAAUUGAUACUUCAGAACACACCUGCCUUGAAGCAAUGCCAACAGGAAAACACUUUGUUAGACAAAAAGUUAUAAGUAUUUGUUUAGUGUUUGCCUAUGGUAUUUUUUAAAGGAUAUGAUUUAUGGAUGAACUUUACUGAACAAAAGCAAGGUGCACUUGGUAUUUGCUCUGGGUUAAAAAAGAAUAACUCACAUUUAUAUAGUGCUAUAAUAAGGUAAUGACAAAAGUAUAGAGAUAAUACAUAAAUUGAAUCUUUACUAAAAUUUUGCUUAACAUACAAAUUUUACUCGAUACCUGCACCUUAUUUAAAGUAAGUACUUGAUGCUAGUUGUUACAAAAUGGUGACUUACCUACCUCACAGGGUUGUUGUGAGGAUGAAGAUAAUGUCUGUAAAGAUCUUGACCACCCUGAAAAGGUGCUAAUAAAAAAAAAGCUGAUUCCCCCCCCCCCCUUUCA